AUGUUGCGAUCUUUAAUCACAAAAGCAACCGCACAAAUCAGAUACGACACCUCAUUUUUAAUAAAGAAAAGUGUGGUAUUCGAGAUUCAACGUUCCUUUGUAUCUACCUACAAUGCACAUGUUGCCGGUUUGACAAAUGAACAAAAUGAGUUGCGUGAAAUGGUUCAUAGUUUUUGUCAAAAAGAGCUUGCCCCCCGCGCUGCUAUUAUAGAUAAAGAAAAUUCCUUUCCAAUGGACAUGUGGAAAAAAUUCGGAGGAAUGGGCCUAUUGGGUAUUACCGCUCCUGAACAAUAUGGUGGAUUGAAUUUAGGCUAUCUCGAACAUACAUUAGUCAUGGAGGAAAUAUCACGAGCAUCCGGGUCCGUCGCACUUUCAUAUGGUGCCCAUUCUAACCUUUGUGUUAACCAAAUAGUCCGAAAUGGCAAUGAAGAACAGAAACAAAAAUACCUACCAAAGCUUAUAUCAGGCGAAUAUGUGGGUGCGCUUGCGAUGUCAGAACCUGGUUCUGGAUCCGAUGUAGUAUCGAUGCGCUUGCGUGCUGAGAAAAAAGGUGACAAAUAUGUCCUUAAUGGCAAUAAAAUGUGGAUAACAAACGGUCCUGAUGCAGAUGUUUUAAUUGUAUACGCUAAGACUGAUCCAAAAGCUGGUUCACAUGGUAUCACUGCUUUUUUAGUAGAGAAAGGUUUCAAAGGAUUUUCAACUGCGCAGAAACUUGAUAAACUUGGGAUGCGUGGUUCUAAUACUUGCGAACUUGUUUUCGAAGAUUGUGUGAUACCGUCUACAAAUGUUUUGGGUUCUGAAGGUAAAGGUGUAUAUGUGCUAAUGAGUGGUUUAGACUUGGAAAGACUGGUCCUUUCUGGAGGACCGUUAGGACUUAUGCAAGCAGCUCUCGACAUUGUUAUCCCUUAUGUACAGACUCGCCACCAAUUUGGUAAACCGAUUGCGCAUUUUCAAUUAAUUCAGGCCAAGUUAGCGGACAUUUAUACCAAACUUAAUGCCUCAAGAUCAUAUGUCUACUCUGUUGCUAGAGCUUGUGAUCGAGGUUAUAUUUCAAAUAAAGACUGCGCAGCAGUAAUACUGUAUUCAGCUGAGCGGGCCACCGAAGUUGCAUUAGAUGCAAUCCAAUGUCUUGGAGGGAACGGUUAUAUUAAUGAUUUUGAUACCGGGCGUAUUCUUCGCGAUGCCAAAUUAUACGAAAUUGGUGCAGGGACAAGCGAAAUUCGGCGCCUGUUAAUUGGAAGGUUUGUACAACAAACACCUUAG
Cetraspora pellucida is the source of this 1263-nucleotide messenger RNA. The record is from the annotation of a GenBank genome assembly. Lineage: Eukaryota; Fungi; Glomeromycota; Glomeromycetes; Diversisporales; Gigasporaceae.